AUGGCUCCAGAGAAGGACAGCAAUGGUGUCAGCAACUAUGCCUUUACACUUGAAAAGCGUUUCUGUGAUCUUCCUGACACGAAGCAUGACGAGGAAUCGGACACGUCGUUGGUGGGAGACAGCAACAAACUGGCCUACUGUGUGACCGACACCCCCCCGUGGUACCUGUGCAUCCUUCUGGGCAUCCAGCACUGUUUGACUGCGUUUGGAGGUAUCGUCGCCAUCCCGUUAAUCCUGUCUCAGGGUUUGUGCCUGCAUCAUGACGGCCUCACACAAAGUCACCUCAUCAGCACCAUCUUCUUCGUCUCUGGUCUUUGCACUCUGCUGCAGGUCACCUUUGGCAUCAGACUGCCCAUUCUCCAAGGCGGCACCUUCACGUUGCUGUUACCGUCCAUGGCCAUGCUCUCCAUGCCGGAGUGGAAAUGUCCCGCUUGGACCCAGAACGCCAGCCUGGUCAACACUUCGUCUCCAGAGUUCAUAGACGUGUGGCAGAGUCGCAUGAGAGCACUGCAGGGCUCCAUCAUGGUGGGCUCACUCUUCCAGGUGUUUGUCGGCUUCUCCGGCCUCAUCGGUCUCUUCAUGCGCUUCAUCGGCCCCCUCACCAUCGCUCCCACCAUCGCUCUCAUCGGACUGUCCCUGUUCGACUCGGCUGGUACCAGUGCUGGCUACCACUGGGGCAUCUCUGCCAUGACCACAGCCCUGAUCAUCCUGUUCUCUCAGUACCUCCGCCACAUCCCCGUGCCCUUCCCCAUGUACAGCAAGGAUAAAAAACUGCAUGUCUCCCGUGUCUACGUCUUUCAGAUUCUCCCGGUGCUGCUUGGCGUCACCUUGUCUUGGCUCGUCUGCUACGUUCUGACGACGUACAACGUUCUUCCGUCUGAUCCAGACCAGUACGGUUACAGGGCUCGCACAGAUCUAAAGGGGGACGUCAUGAGCCAAGCGCCCUGGUUUACGUUUCCUUACCCUGGUCAGUGGGGCGUGCCGACCGUGAGCCUGGCGGGGGUCGUUGGCAUCCUGGCUGGUGUGAUCUCCUCCAUGGUGGAGUCUGUCGGGGACUACCACGCUUGUGCCAGGCUAUCUGGGGCUCCGCCUCCCCCUAAACAUGCUAUCAACAGGGGUAUCGGGAUUGAGGGACUGGGCUGUCUGCUGGCUGGAGCCUGGGGAACCGGAAACGGUACGACUUCAUACAGCGAGAACGUGGGAGCCCUCGGCAUUACUAAGGUCGGCAGUCGCACGGUGAUCGUCGCCAGUGGAGUCUUGAUGGUGAUCAUGGGUUUGUUUGGUAAAGUGGGCGCCAUAUUCACCACGAUCCCCUCGCCUGUGGUUGGAGGGAUGUUCCUGGUUAUGUUUGGAGUUAUAUCUGCAGCUGGUGUUUCUAACCUGCAAUACGCUGACAUGAACUCAUCCAGAAACAUCUUCAUAUUUGGCUUCUCCAUGUUCUCUGGUCUGGUCAUCCCCAACUGGAUAUUAAAGAAUCAAAGAGCUAUCGCUACAGGUGUGGUUGAGCUGGACCAGGUGCUGCAGGUUCUCCUGACCACCAGCAUGUUUGUAGGAGGUUUCUUUGGCUUCAUACUGGACAACACUAUUCCAGGAUCAAAGCAUGAACGAGGCAUCGUGGCCUGGAACAAGGCUCACGAGGACGACUCCAGCAACACUCUGGAGAGUGGCGAGGUCUACAACCUUCCCUUCGGCCUCAGCUCCUACUCCUCCUCGUCCUCCUGGCUCCGUUUCAUCCCCUUCUGCCCUCCAGGUGUGUCCACCUCUCAUGAGAGCGACGCCCUGGAGCCAAAGCAGCCGCUGGGACAUCCGGAGCCUCCGCAGCUCAUUAUCGGAGUCACUCUCUGA
Messenger RNA from Cheilinus undulatus (humphead wrasse), 1845 nucleotides. RefSeq names its product Xan_ur_permease domain-containing protein. Gene Ontology annotation, biological process: transmembrane transport. The transcript has 12 exons. The coding region runs from base 1 to 1845 and encodes 614 amino acids. Gene Ontology annotation, molecular function: transmembrane transporter activity. The record is from RefSeq and is a predicted model, not a curated record. Gene Ontology annotation, cellular component: membrane. NCBI's taxonomy places the organism in Eukaryota, Metazoa, Chordata, Actinopteri, Labriformes, Labridae.